Molecule: messenger RNA, 2684 nt
Organism: Hemibagrus wyckioides
Lineage: Eukaryota; Metazoa; Chordata; Actinopteri; Siluriformes; Bagridae
Gene: kif9
Product: kinesin family member 9
Exons: 21
Coding region: 188-2491 (767 amino acids)
Biological process (GO): microtubule-based movement
Molecular function (GO): microtubule motor activity; ATP binding; microtubule binding
Source: RefSeq, a predicted model, not a curated record
GACUACCGGAUUGGGGGCGUUCCCAUUCCUGUCUCCACCCACUGCACCGUGGUCUUGACAACAGUGUCAACUCUCUUCUCCAGAAGAGUUAGCGCUAAUGAUUAUGAAGGUGACUGAGCCGCUAAGACUAGGUGUAAAAAGGCCGAUUUGCUGAAGUUACUGUAGCGGUAGAAAUUAGAAAGGAGUUAUGAGUGCACACAAUGAGGCCAAGGUGUACAUCCGUAUCAGACCCACAGCCCAGUUUGCCCAAGAGCUCAUCGAGUACUUACCUGAUGAACAGAUGGUGAACGUGCGGCUGAGGAAGAAAUCCAGGAAAGGUGUGUUGAAUAAUCUGAUGAGCUCGUGGUCUUUCCGGCUCAGCGGGGUGCUGCACAACGUAUCACAGGAAGAAGUCUAUCAACGGGUCGCACAAAGUGUGGUGCAUGGAGCUCUGGAGGGUUACAAUGGCACGGUUAUGUGCUUUGGGCAGACUGGGGCUGGAAAGACCUUCACGAUGACCGGUGCCAAUGAGAAUUACGAACAGCGAGGCGUCAUCCCUCGUGCCAUACAGGAGGUGUUUCAGGAGAUCGACAGUCGUGUAGAUCACACCUUCUCUGUGCACCUCUCCUUUCUGGAGAUUUACAAUGAGACUUUGGUGGACCUGCUGGCUGCAGUGAAAGGGGGACAGACAAAGCACUGCAGACCUUUGUCUGUGGUGGACGACCCAGAGGGCGGGGUUUCAGUAAAAGGACUGUCCUUACAUCCAGUUCACAGGGAAGAGGAGGCACUAAACUUAUUAUUUGAGGGAGAGAUGAAUAAAAUAAUAGGAGAGCAUGCCUUCAACAAGAACUCAUCCCGGUCACAUUGUAUCUUUACUCUCCACAUUGAGUCUCGCUCUCGUACACUGUCAAAUGCGACAUACGUCACUUCCAAACUCAAUCUAGUGGACCUUGCAGGUUCUGAGAGACUGAGCAAAACUGGGUCUGAGGGUCGGGUCCAGAGAGAGGCUCUGUACAUAAAUAGAUCUCUGUCCUUCCUCGAGCAGGCCAUCUUGGCCUUGGCUGACCAACGCAGAGAGCAUGUGCCCUUCAGACAAAGCAAGCUAACACAUGCUCUGAAAGACUCUCUCGGUGGAAACUGUAACACGGUGCUGGUGGCUAAUAUUUACGGCGAGGCAGCACAGAUUGAAGAGACGCUCUCCACUCUCCGCUUUGCAGCCAGGAUGAAGUGUGUGUGCACCGAGCCAACCAUCAACAAGCACAUCAACCCUGCUCUCCAGGUCCAAAUACUGCAAAAGGAAAUCCAACUUCUGAAGCAGGAGCUUUCCUUUCACAACACACUGGCCAAUCGGGCUGCUGUGACAUAUGAGGACCUGUCAGAGGCACAGGAAGCGCUGGUUAAAAGUGAAGUUCAGAGAUAUCUGGCCGGCACACUGGAUGAAAUCACGAUUGUGAGCGUUCGACAAAUUCAGGCUGUGUUUGCCCAGUUUAAAAAAGCUUUCCAGGAGCAGGAACAACGGCUUAAAGAGCAGAUGAAGCAGAAUUGCAUUGCGGUGGAGGAUUCUCAGAGCACGUUGCCCACUGAUGCUAAAGAGCCUAUAGAAGAGGCUUUGAGGGUGCCUGCAUCAUCACAAAUACAGUCUGUGUCACCUGGCCGAGGCAAAGGCAAGAAAGUCAAAGAGAGCAGCAGAAAAAAUGGACAAGGCUCGGGUGAGCAUCUCCUCGUGACGCAGAGCGAGAUGGAGAUCGUCGUUCCUCCUACUGUAGAUGAGAGCAAGGAGAGUGCCAAUGAUGAUGCAAAGAAGAGAUGCGACACUCCUCCAUCUAAGGCGGAAGCAUUUGAGGUCUACAAGUCAGACAGGGGCAGUGAGAUCUACCACAUCCUGAAGGAAAACAAAUCUGUGCUGAAAGAACGUCUGGCUCAACUGCACAACAUUACAGCAAUCAUCAACUCCAUUAAACGAGACAUCGACCGCAUGAGCUCUGAACUCCAGCUGUGUAGAGAACAGAGACAGAGUCAGGGCCAGUUGGUGAGUGCAGAUGGGGAGCUCGUGCUGGACGAGGCUGAGGUAAAUCUGCUCCUAAAAUUCAGAGAGGCCAAGGAUCAGUACAGACAGCACCAUCAAGAACUGCUCAGCACCAAAGCAGAGGCGCAAUACUGCAGACGUCUUGUGGACCAGUGCCGCAUUCGCCUGUUUACUGGGUUCGAGAGCUGGUACAAUGAAUCCUUCCUGCUUCCAGACGAGGUUCUAUCCAUCUUCAAAGAUGGGGGACCUAUUAGACCAGGUCUGAUUCCUGUGGACAAAGCUUCAGCUUUGGUAGGAGAUGAGCAGGAGCACUCUGAACAUACCAGGUUGCAUGCAGACAGUCCCAGUGCCACAUCCUUUUAUAAUGCUUAUAAUAGGACAGUACAGAGGCGAGCAUCCCAAGCUCCGGUUUCCAGGAGGAACAGCAUGGGACUAGACACAAACAAGCCCAACCCACUUACAACUGUCACCCGAACAGGGCACUAACAUAACCACUGCAUCAAUCCCUGCUUACUUCCUCUUCUUUCGUACGGUACGAAAGGGAGGUUUGUAACUAUAAUUACCAAGGACGUCAAGAUGGUGCUGAACUGAAGGAUAUUACAGGCUUUUAAAUCAAUAAAAGCUGUGCAAGUUAUGAGAAAUACUUGUCACUUAAUAUUCAUUGUAAUGUAAUGCCAGU